AUGUGCCACUUUCAGGUCUCCUCACACUGCUGGUGUGUUCCAUUUUUUGUCAUAGGGUGCUGGCAGAUUACGGGCCUCCCAUUGCUGCUGCCAGGCCCCUAAUCUGCCAUGGGCCCCAGUACCACCUCCUCAUGCUGCUGCCAGGUCCACAGUCUCUCAUGGGUCCCUGUACGGCCUCCCAUUGCUGCUGUCUCCAUCGCCACACUCUGCCAUGUGCCACUUUCAGGUCUCCUCACACUGCUGGUGGGUUUCCAUUUUUGUCAUAGGGUGCUGUAUGGCCUCCCAUUGCUGCUGCCUCCACCGCCACACUGUGGCUCCACACUCUGGUUUUGGCCCCGUGUCUGCCCAAAUGAGUGAAGUGUGCGGUGAUUCUAAGAUCGACGGCACUCAUCUGCAUGUCAUACUG
Staurois parvus is the source of this 406-nucleotide messenger RNA. Lineage: Eukaryota; Metazoa; Chordata; Amphibia; Anura; Ranidae. The record is from the annotation of a GenBank genome assembly.